UAUAUUAAAAUAAUCGAUUUGUGACUUUUUACCUGCGCUGUUAAAUAUAUUUUUAUUUUUUUUGAUUUAUAUUUAACUUCCGUUGUGUGUUGGUUGAAAUUUAUUUGUAAAAAUGUGUAGAAGGUGGAAAACUGUAUGUAAGAUAAAAUUUCAUAAAAUACUUUUAAGUAUUUAAAAUGAUAAAUAAAUUAAUUAAAAAUAUCAAAGAAUCAAAAAUCAAAAAAUUAGGCAUCAUCGUGCGCAACAAGUUAAGAAGUUAUUGAUGCCAUCUUGGAUAUAAAAACAGAUUAGCGAUGCGUCAUGGAUAUCCUGAUUAUUUUUUGUGUACUUAUUGCAACGAUUUUAUACUACAAUACACUACAUGCAGGUUUUGUUUACGAUGACAGACGAGCUAUUUUAACGAACCCAGAUCUUUUGCCAAACUCUCCGUGGUUUCCAUUAUUAGAAAAUGAUUUUUGGGGAACACCACUACGUGAUAGCAUGUCUCAUGGAAGUUAUCGACCUUUAUGUGUUGCAACAUUUCGCCUUAAUCAUAUUUUUGGUGGAUUAAAUCCACGGGGCUAUCAUCUUGUUAAUGUUGCUCUUCAUGCAGCAUGUACUGGUCUUGUUGUGAGGGUAUCAAGAAAGGUAAUCCCAGAGAGAUGGUUAUCACAUGCAAUUACAGGUUUAUUAUUUGCUGUACAUCCAAUUCACAGUGAAGCUGUUGCUGGAAUUGUUGGACGAGCUGAUUUACUUGCAUGUUUUUUAACUCUUGGUGGUUUUUUAACUUACAUUGCUCAUUGUGAUCAAACAAGAUCUCCUCUAAUGCUCAUUAUUGCACUUGUAUCAUCAUUAUUAGCAGCACUAGCUAAAGAAACUGGAAUAUCAGCAUUGGCACUUUGUUUACUAUGGGAAUUUUGUCAUGGUGAAUCAAAUACACAAAAGGAACGAGAAAGAAAUUGGCCUCGUAAUAGAAGUGUUGGAAUACUUUGGGGUGGACUUAUACUGGUUAUUUGUGGACGUGUUAAAAUUGGUAAUGCAAGUCAACCAGAUUUUGCAAGUGCUGAUAAUCCAACAGCAAGACAUCCAUCAAGAUUAACACGUAUUUUAACAUUUCUUUAUUUACCAGCAGCAAGUUUAAGAAUGUUUUUAUGUCCAAGUACAUUGAGCUUUGAUUGGUCAAUGGAUACAGUACCACGUAUUAUUAGUAUAACAGAUCCAAGAAAUAUUGAAUCAAUAUGUUUAUAUCUUGGUCUUGCAAGUGCUGGAUUUUGGAUAAUUCAACAAUCACGUACUGAAAUAUUAAGUCGUAAUAGAUCUAUGGAAAAAACUGGCUCAUAUAUGCGUGCAUCAUCAAAAUGUUCUGUUUGUGAUAGUAAAAAAAGUGGUGGUUGUCAUACUGAAGGUUGUCGUGCAAUUAAUAAUAAUAAUAAUAAUGAUAGUACAGAUUGUUGUUGUUUAAUUAAACCAACAAUACAAGAAAAAAAUACAAUAACAACAUUUGGAAAAACAAAAUCAGUUAGCAUUGUUAUAAUAUCAUUGGGUUUUCUUGCACUUCCAUUUUUACCAGCAAGUAAUUUAUUUUUUUAUGUUGGUUUUGUUAUUGCUGAAAGAAUAUUAUAUUUACCAAGUGUUGGUGCAUGUUUAUCAAUUGGUGCAAGUGUUGCUGAAACUUAUCGUAUUGCUAAAAAUGGAUCUAAAACAUGUGGACGUUUAAUACUUAUUGCUACAGCAAUACUUUUAGCAUUUAUGGCUACUAAAACUUUAAGACGUAAUAUGGAUUGGCAUGAUGAGGAGAGUCUUUAUCGUUCAGCACUUCAUGUUAAUCCACCAAAAGCUUAUGGAAAUCUUGGUAGUAUUUUAAGCAGUCAAGGAAGAUUUGCUGAAGCUGAGGAAGCAUUUAUUCAAGCUUUACGAUAUCGACCAAAUAUGGCUGAUGUACACUACAAUUUAGGAGCUUUACAACAAGCAAGAAGAAACUAUGAUGAAGCCAUCCUGAGUUAUCAACGUGCAAUCAACUUUCGACCCUCACUCACCCAAGCAUAUGUUAAUCUUGGUGUAGUAUUAGCAUCAGUUAAUCGUAAAUUUGAGGCAAUAUCAAUAUUACGAACAGCAGUUACACUUGAAGGAGUAGGAUUAAAAGAUAAAAGAGUACAUGAAGCUGCUAAAAUUCAAGCACUUCUUCGUCUUGGUAGUUUGUUAGCUGAUAAUGGACAACUUGAUGAAGCAUUAACAACUUACAAAGAAGCUCUACGAAUAUUGCCUGAAUACUAUCCACCCCAGGCAGUAUAUGCAUUAUUGGGUGAAACACUAUCAAAGAUGCAACAAUAUGCUGAGGCUGAAAAAUGGUUUAAAGCGUGUCUCAAUCGAGAACCAAAUUACACUCUGGCUCAUAUAACUUAUGCCGAAUUACUUGCAAAAAAUACAAGCCGUAUAUUUGAAGCAGAAAAAUUGUUUAUAAAAGCUGCAAGUAUAGCACCAAAUGAUCCUGCUGUUCAUCAUCAUUAUGGUUUAUUUUUAAAAUCUCAAAAUCGUUUAAAUGAUGCUGCAGUUGCUGAAUUACGUGCUGCACAAUUAGCAAGAUCAGAAUAUUCAUUAUCAAUUGCUGCAGCAACAGCAUUACAACGUGCAAAACGUUUUAAUGAAGCUGAAAUUUGGUAUAAACAUGUUGUUAGUCUUCGUCCAAAUGAUCCAAUGAGUUAUACAAAUUUAGGUGGAAUAUUACGUAUUAAUGGUAAAUAUCGUCAAGCAAAUAGUGCAUAUCUUAAAGCACUUGAACUUCAACCAAAUGAUGCUUCCAUAAUUAUGAAUUUAUAUAAUUUAAAAUCACUUAUAACGUGACCUUCGAUGGGGGAUUAUUUGUCCCCCUUCAUCAGUACUCAUAUUUCGGAAGGGAGGUACAACCCAGUUGACCCGAUUUCAUUGGGUGAGCUUAUAAAUAGUCUCAUCUCUUCCUGGAAUCCGUUUAUCAAUCGGUUCGCAUUCUCUUUUUUAUUAAUAGUAUUAGUUUAUUGUCAAAAAACAAUAAAUCAUUGACAUACUUUCAGCUAUAUAAAAUAUAUUUGAAAUAAAAAUUAAAAACGAAAAAAAAAAAAUACAUUUUAGAUUAUUUUCUCUAACAUUUAACAAAAAAAAAAAAAGUAUGGUUCUAUUGAUAUAUAUUAAGCAGCCGAGCAGUCAGUCAAAGACUUGUUUUAAAAAAUAAAUUAUAGAUAAAAAACAGCGAAUUAUUAUAUAGUUUGUUUUUUUAAUUUAAUUUUUUUUACAACGAAUUUAAUUUAUAAAAUACAGUAUAGAUAAAAAAUUUAUUAAUAAGAAUUUUUUUAUAUUUUAUAAAAACAAGCUUAAAUUGUUAAUAAAGUUUUAAUUAUUUUUUAAAUUUUUUUUAUACUAGUAUUUUCUAUCAAGCUAAUUGAUACGAAAAAAAAAAAAAAAUGGAUUUGUUAAAAUAGUUUUGUUUUUUUCAAAUAUGGAAUUGAUUUAUAAUGAAUUGUUGUGGUAAAAACUUUAAAGAGUGAUAUAUAAACUUGAUUUUAAUUAAUAUGGCCGAUAAAUUUCGCUAUUGCUCAAACGAAAAAUAAAAAAUAUAUCGAAAUAUUCGAUAAUGAUCACAGGCCAUUGUAAAAUUUCGAGGCCACAAAAAAAUUUCAAUAAGUUUUAAUGAUAUUAGUAAAAUAUGUUUUUUUAUUUUUUAUAAUUACCUUGAGAAAAAUAAAGCUGAUUAAAUUAAAUCAGCUAAAUUUUUCCCCAGCCAAAUAAUUUAUUUAAUAACUUUUUUUCAAGUUAUUUAUUUAAUUCUACAUCUUCCAAAAAAAAUUUCAAUAAUUAAUAAAAACUACUUGUUUUUUUUUUCGCUGUUAAUAUAUAAUAUCCAGCGUUGCACUGCGAAAAUAAUAAAUUAUUUUAUAUAAAUAAUAAUUCAAAAUAAAAAAAAAAUAAAACAAUAAUAAUAUUAAUAAAAAAAAACAAUAUACAAAGACACAAAUAGACUUUUUCUUCGUGUUGAAAUAAUUAAAUUAAAAAUAAUAAAACGGAUACUUUUGUUAAUCAAAUUUUUGUAAUAUAAUGAUUGUUUUAAUAGUAAUUAUAAUCAACGGCAAUCAACAACAAAAAUAGCAAGCAUGAUAAUGAUGGAUUAUACUUGAAUUUAUGACCAUGUUUGCUAACUCUUCUAUCAAAAACUUAAUGAGUAUAUCAAACACAUUGAAUUAUAUAAAUAUAUUGUAUUAUUUUUACGAUGAUCAAUACGUUUAUUAACGUAGCAAUAAUAAUUUAGUCAAUUUUAAAUUGACUCAUUAUUAUUUAACAUGAAAAGAGUCAAUUGCUGGUUCUGCUGCUAAGGCUCAAAAAUAUAAAUAUAUUUAUUGUAUAUUAUGAACUUGAAAUGCAAUUGUAGAAUUAUAUACUUGAAACACGACAAUAGAUUGAAUGGAUUGAAUUAUUUGGUGACAUUCUUGUUAAUCUUUAAUCAACGUGUUUUAGUAUAAUUUGUGAUCCAAUAUUGACAACGUGAAAUAAAAAUAAAAAAUAAUUUUAAUAUGGA
This is a messenger RNA of Aphidius gifuensis, 4522 nucleotides long. It is a transcript of the gene Tmtc2, whose product is annotated as protein O-mannosyl-transferase TMTC2-like. The record is from RefSeq and is a predicted model, not a curated record. Gene Ontology annotation, cellular component: endoplasmic reticulum membrane. The transcript is spliced from 10 exons. Gene Ontology annotation, biological process: protein O-linked glycosylation via mannose. NCBI's taxonomy places the organism in Eukaryota, Metazoa, Arthropoda, Insecta, Hymenoptera, Braconidae. Gene Ontology annotation, molecular function: protein binding; mannosyltransferase activity. Bases 301 to 2820 code for a protein of 839 amino acids.